This is a messenger RNA of Rhinichthys klamathensis goyatoka, 1984 nucleotides long. It is a transcript of the gene tmem121b, whose product is annotated as transmembrane protein 121B. Bases 77 to 1261 code for a protein of 394 amino acids. The record is from RefSeq and is a predicted model, not a curated record. NCBI's taxonomy places the organism in Eukaryota, Metazoa, Chordata, Actinopteri, Cypriniformes, Leuciscidae. The transcript has a single exon.
CGGGAUUUCCUCCUCUGCCCCCCUUGAGCGGCUAUCAUUACACUAGCACAGCCAAAACAAGUCGGGAGGAGAAGGAAUGAAUACAAUGACUGCUGAAAUCAUAAAAGACAUCUCCCAGCCCGACUCACCUGUCUCCUCCGCACCAGAAAACGGACAGCUGCUGUUCAUCCGAAGCGUCACGUCCAGGAGAGACACGCAGACCACCAGCGGCAGUGCCAACCUCGAGGAGGGCAGCUCCCAGCCCCUGGUCUCCUCUGCCACCGCUCAGCCUCAGUCUUACACCAUGACAUCGAGCGAAUUCAUGCAGUCCACCCCUCUGUUCGUGCAGAGGUCUAAGAAAAACCUGUUUUAUAAGCUCGUGUGCUUCCUCGUGCUCGUUCUCCAAGGGGGCAUGUUGGAUUUCUACCUCAUCGUCUUCACGGAUCUCUACUGGUGCUCGUGGAUAGCCACGGAUUUGGUGGUUAUAUCGGGAUGGGCGAUCUUCUUCAUUAAAAACGCCAGGAGUAAGCGAGAACGAGCCUGUGGUUUCCACCAGAAGAGCUCCAUCUUCGGGUGCAACCUCGGAGAGUUCACCUUCGCGUACUUAGCAUGGCUCAUCUACGUGAUCGCGUCCACCCCGAAAGUGGUGCUCGUUCUGGAAACGUCCAUCCUGGAUCUUAUUGCCCUGAAGGUGCCAUUUGGCAUCACUGGGUUCAAAAUAACCAUGUUGCUCUGCGCGCCUUUGCUUUACUGCCUCAUCAACUCCAUCAUUGAAGACCCUAACGGUGCCACGCGCUUUCACUCCCAGGGCUCCUUCAUGAGCACCUGUUUAGACAUCCUGGACAGCUUCACUCUGGUCGAACUGGUCCUUAAAAACGAAAUCGCCAACAUAUACCUUAGGUACACGGUCAUAUCCGUGUAUUUCAUCGCAUUGGGCGUUCCGGUUAUUUGGCUUUACGAGUUGACGGCCUCGGAAAUGAACUGUCGCUGGAUAUGGGCGAGGUUCUUCACCGGCGUUCUGCUCAAUGCACCGCUGUUGGUGGUCAGAUGUUUCCUCGUCUUUGUUUACAAAAUGCCCAUAUCGGUUUUCAUGUUCAAGAACAUCUUCUUCCUGGGGUGUAAGUGCCUGGAGCUGGUUGAGCAGUGCGUGUCCUUACGAGGUGUCCGGAGGUUUGCACGUGGACGUGGGGGUAACACAGCCCAGUUCUCCCAUUGCGUUUCCGAAAACGACAUGUGUCCCCAUGGUUAUGUGAACACGCUAGCUGUCAAUACUCAGUCGUAGAUGCUCAUUAAGGACUAACGCUGACCUGAGGCCACGUCCAACAACAGUGUGCAUCAGCCCUUUUGAGGGGAGGUACUGCAGGUGCUAACGUCCUUUCUUAUUAUUUAAAAUUAAAUAAAACUUAACCAAUAAAUAAAAUGUACUUUGACUACCUUUUUGUAAAAGUGCAAUUAUGAGGUGUUUUAACAGUACAGUAACCACAAAAUGAUAGCAAAUACGCUCUCGCGAACGGAAGUAACCAUAGCAACAGUCAGCGGCGAGCGUUUAAAUAGAUACAACUACUUUCGCUGUUUAUCAGUCUAUUUUAUAAUUAAAAAUAACAAAUAAAUAAUAAAUAAAUAUUUGUUAAUUGGGCCGAAAAUUGCUGAGAAAAAAUCCUUUAACAAAUCUGCUCCCCGCAGGUAACGGAACAAUUCGCUCCCUGGCCCUUUACGUUUUUGAUGAAUAUGCAAAUUAACGUUACUCGUCAUCUUAUUACAUUUUCACAGGUGUGCAAAAUAUAGGCCUAACAAGUGAAACUAAACACAGAAACAGUUUUAGGCUAAUUAACUCAUUUGUCGUCCAUUGUCUCACUCUUUUGUUAAAAGGCUUUAAAAACAACAAACACACUCAAUAUCAUAUAGGAAGCAAAAGUAGGAUUCUGCACAAAUCCUGAAAUAUUUUGUUUAGCUUUGCAUGCAAAAUGCCAUUUGUGUCAGACAUUCCCCAAAAAAACAGCUAACU